UCUCUCUGCCCCAUUGCGACCUCUGAGACAGAGCGAACGAGAGAUCUCUGCGUCACUCGAAGACGGCCGCCUCGAUCCCACUCUUUUCCCUAUCUCCCUCUCUCUUCGUUCCGUUUCGUUGCAGAAAUCAAUCACCUGGGAAGUCCAGUAGGAGUUUUUUUCCAGGUUAUGAUCAUCGAUCUAUAGCAUGGACAUGACAUAGGUCUUUCCAUCUGAAGGAAAUUGAGGAAGAUUAUUGUGGAUAUUAAAAUUGAAUUGCCAAUUUAUAUGCAUUUACACAUGAAAUGGGGUGUCGUGGAAGGCCAUUAUUUGACCUUAAUGAACUCCCAACUGGAGAGGAAGAUGAGAAAGAUAGUGUUGUCCUUCUCCAGCCCCAAAAGUCCAUUCCUAUUUCAAAUCUUCGCACCUCAGGCUUGUUUCCACCAUCAGAAGGUUGUCAGCGGAUAGUGAAUAACCAUGCAUUCACACAUGCUUCUUUGGGUUCAGGCUUUCAGCCUUUUGUAAGGAAUAAAGACCCACAGAACUCAAAGGAGGGCUACAAACAUAAUCCUGAUGCCGAUUGUUCGAAUGCGAACCAAGCCUCCACAUCAAUGUCUACAAGUCAUAGCGAGGAUAAUAAAGUUUCAGCAUUAGUGUCAUCCAGUAAUCAGGAUCCUCAAGCGGCUGAAAGGGAAGAAGGGGAAUGGUCUGAUAUAGAGGGCAAUGUUUAUGCAGUUGAAAGCAAUGCUAGCAAUAAGCAUGACGAUGUUAAUUCUGAAAUUUCACAGAUGCAAAGAGCAACUGAAGAAAGUAAGCCUGUACCUAUGAAGGCUGAUGAGAAUAGUUGCAGUGAUUCUAGUCUCCUCGGACCUAACAGUAAUGAAGUUGGAGAUGCUUCUAAAGAUGCAAAGGUUCAAGGCCCAUCAGGAUCAGAGAAUAACAGAACUUCACACUGUAAUUCUAAAGGAGAUGUACUGGCAGAUGGCUUGGUAGAAUCUUCUUCAAUUCCCAAGCCCAAAGAGGUCAAAGGAGUUGAGGCCAGUUAUGCAUUGAGAUUUGCAAAUAAUCCUGCAAAGAGACCAAAGCUUGAUGAGCAUAAGGAGGCAAUGUUAGGUAAGAAAAGAGCCAGACAGACUGUUUUUAUUAAUGUGGAGGAUGCUAAGCAAGCUGGUCCUAUGAAAUCUUCAACACCUAGGAGGCAGACUUCUUUUCCUACACCUAUUAUUACUCGUACUGUGAAAGACACGACUCGUGCUAGCCCUGGUGGUGUUGAAAGGGCUGCAGAAAGACAGAGUCAGCCCAUGAGCAGGGAUCAGAAACAAGCUGACAUGGCAAGCAGUGAAGGAAGUAAUCCUGUGGAGUCAAGUGACCAAAAGGCUGAUUCUAAUGGUGAUGCUAAUCCAGGAUCAAUAUCUUGCUCUAAGAAGAUGAACAACAAUGAGUUUUCUUCAGAAGCUUGCCUACCACCGAUUCCAAGACAGGUUUCCUGGAAGCAGCCUGUAGACUCCAGGCAGUAUAAGAACCCACCCAUUUCAUGCCGAAAACCUUCUGUCACAGGUCAGAGCACCUCAGAUCAAAAAUUGGGAAGCAAAAAACAUCUUCCCUCUAAGAAGCAGACUUCAAACAACCUCCAGUACCAAGAUACAUCAGUGGAACGGCUUCUCAGGGAGGUGACGAAUGAGAAGUUCUGGCAUCAUCCAGAGGAGACAGAGCUUCAGCGUGUGCCUGGACGCUUUGAGUCUGUUGAGGAGUAUGUGAGAGUUUUUGAACCCUUGCUCUUCGAGGAAUGCCGAGCACAGCUCUACAGCACCUAUGAGGAGCUUACAGAGAUUGUAGCUAGGGAUGCACAUAUAAUGGUUCGUGUAAAAACCGUGGAAAGGCGAGAAAGAGGAUGGUAUGAUAUCAUAGUUCUUCCAGUGCAUGAUUGCAAAUGGACUUUCAAGGAAGGUGAUGUUGCAGUUUUAUCAACGCCUCGGCCUGGUACAGCUAGAUCUAACAAGAGAAUUAUCAAUGCUGGUGCAAAUGAUGUUGAUGUUGAAUCAGAGGUUACUGGACGGGUUGUUGGUACUGUUAGGCGACAUCAACCUAUUGACACACGUGAUCCUCCUGGGGCAAUUCUUCAUUUUUACAUGGGGGAUUCAUAUGAUUCUAGUAGCAAAUUGGAUGAUGAUCAUAUUCUAAGGAAGCUUCAACCCAAGGGCAUUUGGUACUUAACUGUUCUUGGGUCCCUUGCGACUACUCAGCGUGAAUACAUUGCUCUUCAUGCAUUUCGCCGUCUUAACUUGCAGAUGCAAACUGCAAUUCUGAAGCCUAGCCCUGAGCACUUCCCCAAGUGCGAAGAGCAGCCUCCUGCCAUGCCUGAUUGUUUCACCCAGAAUUUCGUUGAUCAUCUUCAUAGGACUUUUAAUAGUCCUCAGUUGGCUGCUAUACAAUGGGCUGCGAUGCAUACAGCUGCAGGCACGAGCAGUGGAGCAAAAAGGCAAGAUCCAUGGCCUUUCACACUUGUUCAAGGCCCUCCUGGUACUGGGAAGACACAUACAGUGUGGGGCAUGUUAAAUGUCAUUCAUCUCGUCCAAUAUCAGCAUUACUACACUGCUCUGCUCAAGAAACUUGCUCCGGAGAGCUACAAGCAAACUAGCGAGAGUAAUUCUGAGUGUGUUGGUACAGGAUCGAUUGAUGAAGUUUUGCAAAGUAUGGACCAGAACCUCUUUCGUACUCUGCCAAAACUUUGCCCCAAGCCUAGAAUGCUUGUAUGUGCUCCAUCAAAUGCUGCCACAGAUGAGCUGCUAGCUCGUGUCCUUGAUCGUGGCUUCAUCGAUGGGGAGAUGAAGGUCUACCGUCCUGAUGUUGCUCGUGUUGGAGUGGAUUCACAAACCCGUGCAGCUCAGGCUGUUUCUGUUGAGCGAAGAACAGAACAGCUUUUGCUGAAGGGCCGUGAUGAGAUCAUUGGCUGGAUGCAUCAGCUGAAAAUUCGUGAACAGCAGUUCUCACAACAGAUUGCUCAUCUUCAGAGAGAACUCAACGUUGCAGCUGCAGCAGGUCGAUCCCAGGGAUCAGUUGGUGUUGAUCCUGAUGUCCUUGCUGCCCGGGAUCAUAGCCGUGAUGUACUGCUUCAGAACCUUGCUGCAGCUGUGGAGGGCAGAGAUAAAGUUUUGGUUGAGAUGUCACGCCUCCUUAUUUUAGAAAGUAGGUUUCGUGCUGGAAGCAGCUUUAACAUGGAAGAUGCACGGGCCAGCCUUGAAGCAAGUUUUGCUAAUGAAGCUGAAAUUGUUUUCACUACGGUGUCAAGCAGUGGCCGCAAACUAUUUUCUCGUCUCACUCAUGGCUUUGAUAUGGUGGUUAUUGAUGAGGCAGCCCAGGCCAGUGAGGUAGCAGUCCUGCCUCCCCUUGCACUGGGUGCUGCAAGAUGUGUGCUGGUUGGUGAUCCCCAGCAACUCCCUGCAACAGUCAUUAGUAAAGCAGCUGGAACCUUGUUAUAUAGUAGAAGCCUUUUUGAGAGAUUUCAACAAGCAGGUUGCCCUACCAUGUUAUUGUCUGUGCAGUACAGAAUGCACCCUCAGAUCCGUGAUUUUCCAUCUAGAUACUUCUACCAAGGUCGUCUGACAGACAGUGAGAGUGUGACCAAUCUUCCUGAUGAAAUUUAUUACAAGGACACUUUGUUGCAGCCUUACAUUUUUUAUGACAUCAUGCAUGGACGUGAGUCCCACAGAGGGGGAUCAGUCUCAUACCAGAAUAUUCAUGAAGCACAGUUUUCUCUGCGGUUAUAUGAGUAUCUUCAGAAAUUUCUGAAAGCCAAUGGUGGGAAAAAAGUCACUGUUGGAAUAAUCACCCCAUAUAAGCUGCAGCUGAAGUGUCUCCAACGAGAAUUCGAGGAAGUUCUGAAUUCAGAGGAAGGGAAAGAUAUCUACAUCAACACUGUUGAUGCAUUCCAGGGCCAGGAACGUGAUGUAAUUAUCAUGUCUUGUGUCCGUGCCUCGAACCAUGGUGUGGGAUUUGUUGCUGACAUCCGCCGCAUGAAUGUUGCUCUUACUCGAGCUAGGAGGGCAUUAUGGGUUGUGGGCAAUGCCAAUGCUCUCGUGCAGUCUGAUGACUGGGCUGCAUUGAUUGCUGAUGCCAAGGUGAGGAAAUGUUUCACGGGCAUGGAUAGCAUCCCUAGAGAAACUCUUGGUUUCGAAGGGGUCCGCCAGCACUCCAGGAAAAGUUUCCUCGAAUAACAUGAGGAGCUUGAGAUCUGGUGGGAGGCAGAGACAUCUGGAGAUGUUCCCAGAACCCAAGUCUGGGACACCAUCUGAAGAUGAAGAGAAGACAAACACAUAUAUUCCACGGAAUGGUAGCUAUAGGAAUCUUAAGUUGAAUGAGGGUUCUUUGGAUGAUUUGGGGCAAUCAGGUGACAGAUCUCGAGAUGCUUUGCAGUAUGGCAUUGCUAAGAGGCAAAAUUCUUCUGGGUCAUCUAGGAGAGAUUGACGUCUACAUGCUUUCAUUUCUAUCUGGGGCUUUAUACAAAUUCAUUACAAUCAGCAGGCUCUAACAUGUUAGAGUAGCUCUAUUCAUGCAGAAGUCAUGAUUCCUCGGGCAUUUGUGCAACGAAAGGCCUUUCCAAAUGCUGAUGUGCCUGAUAGAUUGGGUGGCUGAUCUUGCAACACCUGCAACUAUAGUGAUGGUCAGGACAGCCAGGAUUGCUCGAGAUGAACCAUCAUCAAGGAUGUGCAGGUAGGCCAGCCAAGAUUACUUGAGGAGAGCAAUCAUGAAGGAUGAAUCUCAGGUCUCCAAGAUGGUUUGAUCGAGGAGCUGCUGAGUGUUUUGGAAAGCUGACUGGGGCGAGACAUGUGAAGCUGUGAUAUUAGAAAUGUUCCACCAAAAAUACUGUGUUCCAUCUUUCUGGAGAUUUCCAUUCACGGCCGUGUUUGGAAAGCAAGAUUUGGAAGGAGUUCCCAUUUGGAUAAAAUACCAAGCUCAUUGUCGAGUGGCAUGUAGUGUUCCAGGAACUCUGAAAGCUCAAAGACUACCCAAAGGCCAGGCAACUGUUCAAGUAAAUUUAAUAGAGCUUGGGUGGGGUACAAUGAGUGUGGUUCCAUUAUCUUUAGACAUUUGGCGCCACUUGCUGGUUCGUGUCACCUGCAGCAAAGUCUAAACUUCAUACUUGAAGUAGUAUAUGUGCAUAUGGUUGAAACAGAGGCCACACCCUACAAAAAUUAUUGGAAAGGAUUUAAAAUGGAUGCAUCUGAUUUUGAUGGAUCCUUGGACUCGGAAUCUUCUAGAGUGCGUUUGCUGGCUGUCAGUAGGUUGAUGUGAUCAAAAGCAAGCCUCGAAGAUGAUCGACAUUUGAGGAUGCCGGAUUAUAUAUAUGUUGCAUGGAAAUAGCCUAUCAGGUUUGGUGGUGCAGAUUUGUUUAUUGUCCAAAACCCUGUUUCGAGUGGUAUUUUCCUGAAACCUUACCCUUUUCCCUUGCAGUGGUGCAAAUUAUUGAGAUAACAUAUGUUUUGGAAAAAGGAGAUUUAAUUUGCGAAACCCACCUUGGUCACAUUCUUUCUUUAUGAGUGGUUUUCGGCUUGCUAGAUAUAGUGGAAUUGUGGAAUUGUUCCUGGUUGAUGGCCCUUCCUGCAUUAUGGGAGUUGCGGGCUCGCUGCAGAUCUAGUCAGGAAUUGUUCCUGGUUGAUGGCCCUCAUGCAUUAUGGGAGUCGCGGGCUCGCUGCGGAUCUAGGACAUGAGUCGUGUGAAAGAGGCAACUUGAUGACCUUGGGUGCAAUGACUUGAAACACCUGUUCGAGCUGGCUGGAAGCAAAGGAAUCUUGGUCAACAGGCCCUCCUAAUUUUUGACCAUCAGCACAUUAUUUUAAUUUUGCAUUCCUUGGCCCUUGUUAUAAAGUGGUUUAACUUCCAAGCUGUCUGCAGCCAUAAUCUUUCAAUGAGCAUGCUGCUGCUGGAUCAUUCACUGGUUGCUUUGAAAGCUGUGUAGAUGGAUGAAUGAUAAGAGUUUCGGAGCACUUUGACAUCUGUGCAGUUGGUGAUCUGAUGGUAGGUUCAUGCGAAUGGCUGGGGAAUCCUGCUCAGGGGAAAGAUAACCCCAUUCCCUAAUUAGUUCUGCAAUCUCUAACAAUUGUUAAGAGGCCAAAAGAGUUUCUGAAGUAAUUAGUUUGUGGGUGUACCUUCAAAAUAUAUUUGUAACGAAGAACGAAAUGGCUCGCCAAGGGCCCGUUAGGUGUUGUUGCUGUUUUUAUGUUUUUAUUUAUCUCCAAUUUAGUAAAUUGCUGUGUUGAAAAAAGUAUUUCACCGA
Phoenix dactylifera (date palm) is the source of this 6253-nucleotide messenger RNA. NCBI's taxonomy places the organism in Eukaryota, Viridiplantae, Streptophyta, Magnoliopsida, Arecales, Arecaceae. The record is from RefSeq and is a predicted model, not a curated record.